Messenger RNA from Capra hircus (goat), 225 nucleotides. It is a transcript of the gene GDNF-AS1, whose product is annotated as GDNF antisense RNA 1 (head to head). The record is from RefSeq and is a predicted model, not a curated record. NCBI's taxonomy places the organism in Eukaryota, Metazoa, Chordata, Mammalia, Artiodactyla, Bovidae.
AUGUGUUGCCUCAGGCACUGGGAUUGGCCUGGCUUUGUCCGGCUUUGGUUGCUGUUCUUUGUGCUCUGGGAUGCAGCAAUUGCCUUGGCUUUUCCUGUUGUUAUGCCUGUAGGUAUGGACUCGUUUCCACCUUUCUGGAAUGAAUUAUUUCAAGGGCAACUUUCGAUUGUAAAAGGUCCAUACAUUCUGAGGGAAACACAGAAGCAUGUUUUCUUACAGGGCUGA